Messenger RNA from Acyrthosiphon pisum (pea aphid), 1875 nucleotides. RefSeq names its product E3 ubiquitin-protein ligase RING2-like. The record is from RefSeq and is a predicted model, not a curated record. Gene Ontology annotation, cellular component: PcG protein complex; ubiquitin ligase complex. NCBI's taxonomy places the organism in Eukaryota, Metazoa, Arthropoda, Insecta, Hemiptera, Aphididae. The transcript is spliced from 4 exons. Bases 688 to 1686 code for a protein of 332 amino acids. Gene Ontology annotation, molecular function: ubiquitin protein ligase activity; chromatin binding.
GGGCCGGCGGCGCUUGGUUUUGAUAACAAAAGUAAACACUAUUUAACCACGGUCCAUCCACGAUGAUGGUGAACAUUUAUAACGAUAUUAUUCCGUCAGAUAGGUAUUUCAAAUCAGCACUACCAAUCAAACAUCACCAUUCACCUCCUUCCACGGCCUAUUCCGAUCGAUACCUACGACGCGUUCAGAACGUAUUCUUAUAUCGGCCGUUUCGACGACGUGUUCCAUUUCCGUUCGCCUCAUUUCGCCGCACCGGCGUGGUUGCCCAACGGUCGCGGUUUCGAUUCGUGAUAACUAGUUGAUACCAGAUUACAAUAUAAUGCUAUGAUGUUUUGUCAUGGUUGAUGCGCAGCGUCAAAGCACCUGUUACUACCUACCUACCACCGUAGUACCACGAGUUUCGACAACUGUUGAAUGUUGAAUGUUUAUACGUUUUGUUUCGUUCUGUCCGUGUGUACUUCGUUUGCGUUUUGCCGUCGAUCCCCGCGCAAAAUCCACCACUUAAGGAUAGCCGAAAGCGUUGUCGUCGGUCGAUAUAAUUAAUUUGUCGAAUACCGUCAACUUGUCGGAGCCUAAGGGUUAGCACGCGUAUUCUUCAACGAGUUCAGAGCCACAUCGAAUUUUCGUAGACGCAUACAAUCAUUGUUCAGCCACCCCCAUUAAACUGUAAUUUAAUCGUUUACUGACAUGGCUUCAAAAAACUCGAGCAACAAUGAUAAUGAUGAAUGGAAACUUUCGUUGUACGAAUUGCAAAGGACUUGUCAUGAAGUUAUUACAGACGAUACAGAAAUUGAGGUACCCCUGGAGUCUAUUCACAAAGAUCUGAUGUGCCCGAUUUGUCUGGAAUUAUUGAACAAAACAAUGGCAACUAAAUGUCUCCACAGAUUCUGUUCUGAAUGUAUUGUGACUGCACUUCGUGCCGGUAAUAAAAAAUGCCCUACGUGUCGUAAAAGGUUAAUAUCCAAACGGUGUCUGCGACCCGACCAUAAUAUCGAUUUGCUCAUAUCUAAGCUAUUUCCAAAUCGUGAAGAAUUCAAUGAACAUCGAAAUAAAAUUAUAGAGAACUUAAAUCAGAGUCAAAGUCAUGAUAAUAUAGUAAAAUCCAUGACUGAAGGGUUAAAAAUACAAAAACAAAAACGUUCGUACAAUACUAAAAAUAAACGAAGCGCUGAGCAAACUAAAAGUAGCUCAUCAAAUAUGUUGGCACCAUCAACUUCAAGUCAAGUGGAUAAUAAUGUGACAGAGUCGACAGUGCAGACAAAUGGAACAAAAAAAAAGAAAAUUACAGGACUUGAUUCGGCAACUGUAACCUCCAAUAUCAUUGAAUGCGAUGGGGCGUUUGAUGGUGUGUCAUCAAGUGAUAUGGAACUGAUAUUUAAACCUCAUCCUAAGGAAAUGCAUAAUAACAAUCAACAAGAAGAGGACUCAAUCAAAGCUGAUUCACGUUACAUAAAAGCACCAUAUCUCGCUACUGUUGCACACAUGAGCCGUUAUUUAACCAUACGGUUAAAUUUAGUUCAAGGAAGAGAACUUUUAAGCGAUAAUGGAGAUGUUCUGAUGUAUAUUUCACAAGCUGCUGAUCAAUAUGUUCUUCUCGAUAACAAUUUAACACUUCAAAAUGUUCAAGAGAAAUUUUUUAACGCCAAGAAAGAGAAACCGAUGGAAAUUUUUUACUCUUAUAAUUAAAUUUUUAUUUACUUGAGUUGUAAAUAUAAGAGAGUUUUCUACAAAAAUUAAAAUCUAUUAUAUCUAGUGUAUUUUCAAAAAGAAUUUAUUGAUUGUGGUAAAUUCUAUCACGUUUACUAUUAUUCAUUUUCAAUUGAAAACUGUUCCAUUUUUAUUUUUCAACUAUUUAAAAAAUUAUAUUUUUAAUUU